Molecule: messenger RNA, 6865 nt
Organism: Peromyscus maniculatus bairdii (prairie deer mouse)
Lineage: Eukaryota; Metazoa; Chordata; Mammalia; Rodentia; Cricetidae
Source: RefSeq, a predicted model, not a curated record
CAGAGGCAGGCGGAUCUCUGUGAGUUCGAGGCCAGCCUGGUCUCCAAAGCGAGUUCCAGGAAAGGCACAAAGCUACACAGAGAAACCCUGUCUCGAAAAACCAAAAAAAAAAAAAAGAGUUAGGAUCCCAACAAAGCAAGAGGCAUCUACAGUAGGAGGAAAGGGCACACAAUUUUGUGUUUUAUUCUAUGAUGAAUUAUGCAAAUGUUUACUGAGCAUCUUCUCUGUCCCAAGGAUUAGUUUAGAUAUUGUGGUGCAGCAGUGCAGUAAAGAGUGCUGAAUUGCUUACAGGUUACACAAAGGAAAUGACCAAAUAUAUUCAUCUGCUACAUCUGGUGUGAGGGAAAACACCAGAGAGAACAUGGAGUAAAAGGAAAUGGAGUGAAAGGUGCUUUCGUAUGAGUUUUCUCAUAGGCAAAAAGUUUUAUAAAAAAAUUUAAGUUCCUGACCAUAUGUAGGAAGUGUAUCAUAAACUGGAACUAACAUGUAGAUUUUUUUUUCCUUUAUGAAACUUUACCAAUGGGAACCACAAUCCUGUUACCUGGGAGACAUAAAGUGAUAAAAGAAGCCCCAGAAGUAUUGACCCCCACUUUAUGCUGAAUUUUAAAUUGCAUGGCUAUGUGUUACUAACUGUAUAAGAUGACUGAUCAAUCAGUACUGUCUUCUUUCAUUUCUGUUUCCCCUAGAGUGCCCCAACACUGACUGUAGGGCUUCUAAUAGGUAGGCAGCUUGUCGAGGUUGUUUAUUCCUGUAUUUUUCAGAAUCCGACGCAUUAAAAACAAGGAUUCUUUUUGUUUAGUGAGGGACUGCAUAAUCAAAAUAACGUUGUUCGGUGAUUGAAUUUAUUUCCAAACUUCUGACAACCAAAUAGACUAUAAAAAGAAUGGAACCAUGCAGCGAUCGGCUGAGAAGCAAAAUCAACGCAUGGUGGCGCUGCUGGCUAAGGCUUAAGAAAGGACGAACGCGGAAAAGGGAAAAAAAAAAAUGCUUCUUCAGAUCUCUAGCUGAAAAGACCUUAGGCGGAGCUCAAACCGUUAAUUUUACAGAGAAUGCUGCUAAUUUACACAUCGGAACAGGCUAUAAACUGAUCGACCGCUGUCUGGGUGCCCUUGCAUCCUAGCUGGGUGUGGAAGCAAAGAUGAAGAUUGGAAGAGAGAGCAGACAAAGGCAAGUUCUGUUGAUCUUUAUCUUACUGGGAGUGGCUGGGGCGGGCUGGGAGCCCCGCCGUUACUUUGUGUUGGAGGAAACACCAAGCGGCACGGUUUUGGCUGAUCUAGUCAAGGACCUAGGGCUGGGAGUUGCGGAGCUAGCUGCUCGAGGAGCCCAGGUGGUCUCUGAGGAUAACGAAUCACACCUGCAGCUUGAUCUACAGACUGGGAAGCUAAUAUUAAAUGAAAAACUGGACCGGGAAGAGCUGUGCGGCCCCAAUGAACCCUGUGUCACUCAUUUCCAAGUGUUACUGAAAAACCCACUGGAAAUAUUUCGAGCUGAGCUACGAGUGGGAGACAUAAAUGAUCAUUCUCCCGAGUUUCCUGAAAGAGAAAUGACCGUAAAAAUCGUGGAGACUAGCUCUAUUGGGGCUGUGUUUCUUCUCAAACGCGCUCAGGAUUUGGAUGUGGGCAACAACAGCAUUCAGAACUAUAACCUUAGUACCAAUUCUCAUUUCCAUGUUUCCAUCCGAAACCGAGGUGAUGGGAGGAAAUAUCCAGAGCUGGUGCUGGACAAAGGACUUGAUCGUGAGGAGCAGGCAGAGUUCAGGUUAACUCUGACAGCGCUGGAUGGUGGUUCUCCGCCCAAGACUGGCACCUCACAAAUCCGGAUUAUUGUCUUGGAUGUCAAUGACAACGCCCCUGAGUUUGCGCAGGCGCUCUAUCAGGUGCAAAUUUUAGAGAACAGCCCGGUGGGUUCCCUAGUUGCUAAGGUCACAGCCAAGGAUUUAGACAGUGGAACAAACGGAGAAGUAUCGUACACUCUUUUUCAUAGUUCUCAGGAGAUGAGCAAAACUUUUGAGCUAAAUGCUCUGUCAGGAGAGAUUCGACUAAUUAAAACACUGGACUUUGAGACAACAUCUUCAUAUGAAAUAGACCUAGAGGCAUCCGAUGGCGGGGGGCUUUCUGGAAAAUGCUCAGUAUCUAUUCAAGUGGUGGAUGUCAAUGAUAAUUACCCAGAACUAACUAUUUCUUCGCUGACCAGCCCCGUACCAGAAAAUUCACCGGAGACAGAAGUGGCUCUAUUUCGGAUUCGGGACCGAGACUCUGGGGAAAAUGGAAAGACAGUAUGUUCCAUACAGGAUGGUGUCCCCUUUACACUAGACCCUUCCGUUGGGAACUUCUAUAGACUGAUGACAGAAGGAGGGCUGGACAGAGAGAGCAGAGCUGAGUACAACAUCACCAUCACAGUCACCGACAUGGGCACACCCAGGCUCACAACACAGCACACCAUAACAGUGCAGGUGUCCGAUGUCAAUGACAACGCCCCCGCCUUCACACAAACCUCCUACACCCUGUUUGUCCAGGAGAACAACAGCCCUGCCCUGCACAUAGGCACCAUCAGUGCCACAGAUUCAGACUCAGGCUCCAAUGCCCACAUCACCUACUCUUUGCUGCCCACCCAUGACCCGCAGCUGGCCCUCGACUCGCUUAUCUCCAUCAAUGCCGACAAUGGGCAACUGUUCGCACUCAGGGCGCUGGACUACGAGGCCCUGGAGACCUUCGAGUUCCAGGUGGGCGCCACAGACCAAGGCUCUCCUGUGCUCAGCAGCCAGGCGCUGGUGCGAGUGCUGGUGCUGGACGCCAACGACAAUGUGCCCUUCGUGCUCUACCCGCUGCAGAACGCCUCUGCGCCCUGCACAGAACUGCUGCCCAGGGCGGCAGAGCCUGGAUACCUGGUCACCAAGGUGGUGGCAGUGGACCGCGACUCUGGACAGAAGGUGGCGCGCGACCCUGCGCAUGACAAUGACGAUUUGCUCACACUGUACCUGGUCAUUGCCUUGGCUUCUGUGUCUUCCCUCUUCCUCUUGUCUGUGCUGCUGUUUGUGGGGGUAAGGCUGUGCAGGAGGGCCAGGGCGGCCUCUCUGGGUGGCUGCUCUGUGCCUGAGGGACACUAUCCUGGUCACCUGGUGGAUGUCAGUGGCGCGGGGACCCUGUCCCAGAGCUACCAGUAUGAGGUGUGUCUGACUGGAGACUCUCAGAGUAAUGAGUUCAGAUUCCUAAAGCCUGUGUUUUCCAAUAUUCUAGACCAAAACUCUGGUGGGCAAUCAGGAGAUAAUCCACCCUUCCCAAGUAUUUUAGGCAUGUGAAACUUCACGUUUCCCUGGCUGUAUAAUUCUGUCUCUUUUGAUUUUGCAUUUUCUUUUCAAAUUUUGUAGUAAGUUUAUCUGUAUUUGUUUUUCCUUUUCUCUACAAGUUUAGGUAGUGUUGUUGUUUAUAAACUUGUUUACUGUACAAGUAUUUUUCAAGUUGUAUUGUUUUGAGCAUUUUACAUCAGGACACUUCAUGUUCCUGAUUGAACUGGCAGUACUCUCUCCCAAAGAAUGUGAAUUUCUUCUAAUGAACACAAUUCUAAUUUUAAAAGUAUGUUUCCUGACACAGGAGAACAGAUUAGUUUAUAUAGUGCCUGUACAGUUUGUUGGAGGCCCUAGGUUGGAUCACCCUGUAAUCCUAGCAUUUAAACGUGGAGGCAGGCUAUCAUGAAUUCAAGGUCAUCUACUACUUAGAGAAUUCAAGCUAGGCCUGGACUAUAUGAUGAAUAGGACAUAGUAAGUCCCCCAAAAUAAAAAUGCAUUCCUGAAUUGUGACAACACAGAAAAAUAUAUGAUUUCUUAAAAUCACACUUCAUUUUAAAAUUGGAAAUCCUUAGGGGUUUUUUUUGGCAUGGCUAAGACUUCAAUAGCCUUAUUUGUGUUUUCUUUAGUAGCAGUUCAUAUUCAUUAAUGCUGUUUCUUCCAGAUUCCCUGAUUAUGUUUUCUAUUCUCUAACAGGAAGUAACAAGGUAAUUUCAAGCUUUUUUUGGAUGUUCACUGUAAAUAUGGUCUCAUGAAAAAAUAUAUCCACAUCGCCUGUUCUUUCUGGUAUAAGUUAACAUAGAAAAGAUUAAAAGCCUCUCCAUUAUCUUUAGCCAAUGGGAGUACUUAGCAUGUUGCUCCCAGACUGCCUGUGUUCAAGAACUUUCUGUAAAGCCAAUAGACUCCAGGAACAAUAAUAUAUUUCUUACUGUUAUCACUUUUUGUAGUGAGGAAAUCUUGGUGUAAACCCCAAAUUCUUGGCUCAGGAUAGCUUCUGGUGGUAUAGCAUGCUGAUAUCUGCUUGCUUUGGAUGAUGACAUUGCUCUGAUUGAUAAGGAAUUUGGAAGAAAAUGCAUUACAGAAUUAAUAUUAGUUAGCCAAACAAAUUUUAGUAAUGGAUACAUUGAUGUAGUAUUGAAUGAUUAAGAGAAAUUAUUCAGAAAAAAAAUGACUUCAAAGAUAUUCAAUCCUGAUCCCUAGAACCUAUGACUAUAACUUUACAUUGUAAAGAUAAAAUACAAAUGAAAUUGAAGUAGUUUAUAAACUAAAUGGAAAGUGGGAAGUAUAUGCUAAAUCAUUUGGAUGGGUCUAAUAGGAACAGUGAAAGGCUUUAAAAGCAAAGUUGAGUCUACCUUAAGAUGAAGAAGAACAGCCAGGCAUUGUGGCACAUUUGUUUAAUCCCAGCAUGUGAGAAGCAGAGUUUAAGGCCACCCUUGUCUUGUGAGUUCUAGGACAGCUAGAGCUAUAGAGUGAGACCCUGUCUUGAAAAAACACACACACACACACACACACACACACACACACACACACACACACACCAAAAAAAGAGAAAGAUAUGAAGAAGAAAUUUGCUAAGGACUAGUAGUGGUGGCACACACCUUUUAAUCCCAGAACUUUUGAGGUAGAGACAGGCAGAUCUCUGAGUUUGAGGCCAGCCUGCUUUACAGAGUGAGUUCCAGGACAGCCAGGACUACACAGAGAAACCUUGUCUCAAAAAAGCAUAUAGUUGAAAUUGCAGGCACAGAAUAGAACAUAUUCAAAUUGCUUUGAACAGACUUGAUAGAAAUGUGAUAGUAACAAGUCUGUUGGUGAAAAUGCAAAAGGAAGUGAGGAAUGUGGUGCUUAUAGAAAUGUUGGCAUUUAGAACUUAUAAAUCAUUUAAAGCAAACUAUGGGGAGAAUUAUGGACAUUAUAGUUAUUAUUAGAUAGAGCCCAGAUAAAGAGAACAUUGUUGAAAAUUAGAGGAAAAUUAAUAAUUUUAUUAUUUUUUAUGGUUUCUGAAGACAGGGUUUCUCUGUGUAGCUUUGGAGCCUAUCCUGGAACUCAUUCUGUAGACCAGGCUGGCCUCAAACUCACAGAGAUCUACUACCAUGCCCAGCCCCUACUUUUAUUCUUAUAUAGUGGCAGAAAACUUAGCUGAAUUGUGAAAUACAUUAGAUGAGGAAAAGAACUGAUGCAUUUGGAUGUUUGGCUAAGGAAAUUUCCUGGAAAAGUGUUGAAAGUACACCCUGAUUUCUUCUCACUCUUUAUAGUAAAAUAUGAGAUGAGUGAAUGGAGGAAAUUUUCAUCAUAAUUGCCUUGUAACAUAUGUUAAAAUCAGGAGAUUCACUGCCAGGGAUGCAUGCAUGCUAUGGAAUAAUCCUCUUGUACACUGUAAAGAUUUAUCAUUCAAAAUGGUUUAAUAAAAUGCGGAUUGGCCAGUAUCCAGGCAGGAAAUAUAGGUGGUGUGACCAAACUAAAAAUGAUGGGAAGAGGAAGGAUGUAGUAAAGAAUCAAUAGACAGAUGCUGAGGGAGCAGGAGAUGAAUGUGUCAUGCCACCAUGUGGCAAAGCAUAUAUAAAAACACAAAUUAAUUUAAGUGUAAGAGUUAGCUAGUAACAAGCCUGAGCUAUUGGCUGAGCAUUUAUAUUUCAUAUUCAGCCUCUGAGUGAGUUAUUUAAGACUGGGCAGUUGGGACAAUUUACACAUGCAUUGGAAAGAAAAACUUACAUACAACAGAGAAACCUUUCCCUAUUGCCUGGGAAAUUUCAGAGAAGUUAGUAAUACAGAAGUCUCUUUGCAGGGACAAAUAUAUUUUCUAUUAAUAUGUUUUUAAUGACUUUUCCCUAAUGUACCUAGACAGGUAUAAUGCGACUCUGAUUGCUGUGAUCACAUUUACCAUAUGGUCUGACUGACAGAACUUUCAGAAGUCGGUCUCAUCUUUUCAGUCUCCAGUAUGACUGGUAAUGGGUUAGAAAAUAAAAAGUAUUGUUUUCUCCAGACUAUUGCCAUUAACAGCCAGUCAGGAGUAGUUCCUGUCACUUGGAAGCACUGAUGACAAAUUUCAAAAUAAUAAUGUUGAUUUGAAUACAAAAUGAGAGAAAGAAGUACAUUUAAAUUUGGUGUUUCUCUUGAUUUUUCUAAAUAUUAUACUUGAGUUAAUCCUAACAGUUUUCCCAUAAGCUGAGAUGUUUUGAAGUAGGCCCAGAGAUUCAAACUUGUUAGGUCAGUUCAUUCAAGUUUCCAUAGUCUCACAAAUUGUUUGGAAUUGUCUCUUCCUCUUCUAUAUAAUGAAGGUUAAUAUGAGGUGUUUAUGGUAGUUUGAAUGAAAAUUGUCUCCCAUUGGCUCAGAUAUUUGAACACUUGGUCCCCAGUUUGUGGAGCUUGUUGGGGAAGCAGUGAGGGCCUGAUGGAAAGCAACUCACUUGGCUGGGAUUCAGGAGUUCAUAGCAUUACCCCACAUCCAGUUUCCUCUAUCCACUUGGUGUUUGUAGUUGAAGAUGUGAUCUGUCAGCUUUUUGCUAUGGAUGUCUACUUCCAUACCUCCCCAACCAUUAUGCUCUCUCUGGAAAAGUAAGCAAAAAUAAACUCUUUCUUCCUUCA